Molecule: messenger RNA, 1385 nt
Organism: Ictalurus furcatus (blue catfish)
Lineage: Eukaryota; Metazoa; Chordata; Actinopteri; Siluriformes; Ictaluridae
Gene: alx4a
Product: ALX homeobox 4a
Exons: 4
Coding region: 252-1385 (377 amino acids)
Biological process (GO): regulation of transcription by RNA polymerase II
Molecular function (GO): DNA-binding transcription activator activity, RNA polymerase II-specific; RNA polymerase II transcription regulatory region sequence-specific DNA binding
Source: RefSeq, a predicted model, not a curated record
GUAACCAAAUCCAGCUGCGUGUGUGAGUCUGAGUUUAAGUUUGCGUGUGUGUGUGUGUGUGUGCGUGUGUGUGUGUGUGCGUAUGAGGAAGAGGCAGAGAAAGAGAGAAAGACAGAGAGAAGCUGAGAGGGUCUGCUUCCUUUAGUCUAAGCAAAAGAAAGAAAGAAAGAAAGGAAGGGGGGAAAACAAAAAAAAAGAAAGAACCGUCUGCUUUCACCCCCCGCCGACGCGGUAGUAGCUUUUUUUCAGGAAUGAACGCCGAGACGUGCGUUUCAUACUGCGACAUGACAUCCAUGGAUUCGUAUUAUAGCGCGUCCGCGGCGCAGGCUCGGGAUCAGCAAGCCAACAACCCGUUCAGGACAUUCCCAACCAGCAGCGACACCAAAUACAGCCCGACGUUCCUCAGCAGCAGCACCAACAGCACCAGCAGCAGCAGUAAAGCUCCGGCGUACGGAGAGAAGUCUCGGAGCCCGUUCCAGCAGGAAUGCCAACCACUGGAUGGCACCGCUGGAGAAGGCACCUUUAACAAAUACCACCUCUUCAUGCACAGAUCCUCUUGCAAGACUCCACCAGAAAGCAGCAAACUGCACCAGGACAGCAACGGAGGACUCAUCUCCUGCUACGGUAAAGACACCACAGGGCUGACCGACUCGGACCUGCCGGCGAACACCGACCCCACAGGGAUGGAUGGUAGCUACCUCAGCGUGAAGGAUCCAGGAGCCAAGGUUCCUCAGGACAGACCCAGCUCUGAGCUCGCCUCCCCCCUGGACAAAGGUGAGGGAGAGAGCAACAAGGGCAAGAAGAGACGUAACCGCACCACCUUCACGAGCUAUCAGCUGGAAGAGCUGGAGAAAGUCUUCCAGAAGACGCACUACCCGGAUGUGUACGCCCGAGAGCAGCUGGCACUCAGGACGGACCUCACAGAGGCUCGAGUCCAGGUAUGGUUCCAGAACCGGAGAGCCAAGUGGAGGAAGAGGGAACGUUUUGGACAGAUGCAGCAGGUCCGAACGCACUUCUCCACCGCCUACGAGCUUCCACUCCUCACUCGGCCGGAGAACUACGCCCAGAUCCAGAACCCCUCAUGGAUCGGAGGCAGCAGCGCAGCGUCUCCGGUGCCAGGCUGCGUUGUUCCGUGCGACUCGGUGACUUCCUGCAUGACCCCUCACCCCCACGCUGCGAGCGGAGUGUCCGACUUCCUGGGCGUGCCCAGUCCCGGAGGUCACAUGGGACAAAGCCACAUGGGCAGUCUGUUCGGGAGUCCAGGCAUGAGCGGUGGCAUCAACGGAUACGACCUGAACAUGGACCCUGACCGGAAGUCGUCCAGCAUUGCUGCUCUGCGCAUGAAAGCCAAGGAACACAGUGCAGCCAUCUCCUGGGCCACAUGA